AUGUCGAGCACGGAGUGGGACAUGCCCCGGUGCGAGAUCAGGCCGAAUGUCUGGAGUCUCUUCGAGCACAACUACACCUCGAUGGACGUCGCCCGGCGCAAGCCGAGCCUCAGCUUCAGGGUGAAAAAUAUCGUCUCUUCGGCCUCCUCCGGAACAUCAGCCUUCUCGUUCACGACUGUCGAGGAUUUGUUUCACCGUCCUGACCAAUGA
Dichomitus squalens LYAD-421 SS1 is the source of this 210-nucleotide messenger RNA. RefSeq lists its product as uncharacterized. The record is from RefSeq and is a predicted model, not a curated record. The transcript has 2 exons. Bases 1 to 210 code for a protein of 69 amino acids. NCBI's taxonomy places the organism in Eukaryota, Fungi, Basidiomycota, Agaricomycetes, Polyporales, Polyporaceae.